AUGUCAACGCGGCCUCGAAGCCGCCACAUAACCGAUCUUCCGGAUCCGAUUCUCAAAGUGAUCCUUGCAAAGUGAGUGUCUAUCUUUUGACAGUUUGAUCGGAAAUCGCAAUCUUUCCACGAAUUCCAUCGUGCUCUCAUCAUGAUAAGAAUCGUGGAGACAAAGAAGGAAAUUGAUGGCUGAAGGGGUGCCUUUUCCUUCCCACUGAUAAGGCGAACUGGCAACAUUUCGCAUUUACUCGCAGCCAUUCCGUACUCGACUUUCAUUUUUAUUCGUUUUCAGCUGCUCUUCCGUCGACAUGACCCGUUGCUCGCUCGUCAAUAGGCAGUUUCGUGAGCUGAUCGAAGAUAUGGAAGACGAGAAGGCCGAGUCUCUGCGUUCCUGCCAGAAGGCCAAGAUCUUCAUUUGCGACCGAAGACGUGCUAUUCUCGAAGGCGUCAGUACGGUAAUGCCGACCCGUCUUUCCCGAACUCCGAAGAACAGCGAGUCGACCGAUUCUGGCUCGUCCUCUUCCGCCUCCAUCGCUUCCACCUCUUCAUCAGCUUCCGAAUCAGACAGCAACUCGUCACGAACCAAAACCAAGACUCGUCGCCAGCAGACUAACCAACAAAAAGAUUUACGAAGGCGGAACGUUAGUGAUCGAACAAACACGACGGCGACAACGGACAGCUCUGGAAAUAAUUCGAAGGCGACCACAUUCAUCAGCGAUCAGUACACCGACACCUCCGAUCCGCACUGGGCAUUCGCAUUCGACUUCGAGCCGUGGCUUCAAGAAUACGAGGUGAACGAGGUCUACUUCAAGAACUUCUGCUCGUUCCUCGAACGCGAAAAGAUUGAUGAUCCGAUGUCGCCGAGCUCGUAUAAAGGAAGAACUGCCUACUACGAGAACCAGAUAAAGGCAGCAGCGAUGGGAAUGCCGGACGGUCAAUACGUGAGGCUGAAUCCAGAUGCCGAAAAGGAGAUGCAGAUGCAGUCGGCCGGACGCAUAGAACGACUCGCCGAGAAGUUGGCCAACAUCCGUGGAGCCCAUUUCAUCUUCAAGGAUUCGGUGUGUUACGGAGCUCGUCCUCCAGUCACCAUCUUCUAUUUCCUGUCAAUGAUGCGUCGGAACACGCGCGCGCUGACUUUCGAUCACGUGCAAGCGGCAAAGAAAGUGGAGCUGCACGAGGUGCUCAACCUUUCCAACCUGCAUCGUCUGACUGUCAUUCAACCGGAAUCGCAACCGUGCGUUUUCGUGCGCGGACAGCUCCUCGCCAACUGGAUCAAACUGCCAGACGCGAUCCGAAAACGCAUCUCGGUCCAUCUUGUUGGAUGCCUGGAGUUCCGUCCGGGAGACCUCUUCCACUUCGUGAAGGAAUGGAUUGAUUUCACGAAGCCGACGAUUUUCAAGCAGAUCUCCAUCGAUGCCGGCUCGUACAAAUACAACGAGUUUAUGAACAGUCUAGAGCGUCUCCAGAACAUUUACGAGAAUCGGCCGCCACGCAGCCCGAUGAAUCGCUCGUUUGGAAAGGAACAGAAUCAGCACUCGAUCGUGCUUGAACGCGUCUUUCGAAUGACACACCCGAAAGAUCGCCGCUUUGCCAUCCAGCUCAAGUACUGUAAGCCAUCGAGGUAAGUAUUACGUCAAAUGAUUCCAUAAUUCAAUGAUUUUCCCUUCAGACGCAUGGUGCUGACUGUCGAGAAGGAAGCUGCUCCAGUGCUGGCAUCCGUCAAGACUCUGUCGCCAGUCGCCACCGCCACUCGUCUCCUCUCGCGUCCACAAUCUGCCGCCUCUUUCAUUUCGACUCCGUCUCGGAAAACGUCGUCCUCCUCGUCAACUCUGCUGAAGCCGGUGUCGCCGAUUCCCACCCAGAAUCGCCAACGUAAGUGCCGUUUCUCAAACAUUUGCGCCCACACGUUCUCAAGCAUCAUGGCGCCAGAAACGACGUCAUUCCCCUGUGUGUACUCAUUUCCAAAUGUUCUUUUUUCAGUCGGUCGGCCGCUUUCCCACGAUCCCGUUCAUAUGGGAUGCCGCGAUAACGCUGGUGGCAGCAACGUCUUCAACCGGCUCGUCAGCUUCCUGGGAACUUCUAGUUGA
This is a messenger RNA of Caenorhabditis sp. 36 PRJEB53466, 2077 nucleotides long. The record is from the annotation of a GenBank genome assembly. Lineage: Eukaryota; Metazoa; Nematoda; Chromadorea; Rhabditida; Rhabditidae.